UGCAUUUGCGCACACCGUGUGUUUGGAUUUAGUUUUCCGUCACAUUUUCCGGGGGAGUGUUGCAGCCGCUGACGACAUCAACGCACUUUUCACACACGUCGGGCAGCUGCUUUUACCUUGGUUUGUUCUUUUUUUUUGCUUCGCGAUUUGCUAACCCGCUUUGAAUUAGCCUUAAAACGUGCACAAUACUAACCCAAUGGCAAAAUGUUGUCCUACGACCUCAACGAACGCCUGCUGACAGCGGUUCAAAGUGGGGACUUUGAGCAGGCGCUGGGGUGCAUCAUGCAAGGUGCCCAGGCCUCGUAUGUAUCGCCCACAUGCGGCCGCACAGCCGUGGGCACGGCAGCCAUCCUGGGCGAUGCCGAGCUACUGGAGCUCCUGGUGCAGUCCUGCGAGGAGCCCGAGCUGGAUGUCUUUCACCAGUCUCACACGGAUACCCUGGAGAUCGAGCGGACCCCCGAAGGUAUGGAGAAACUGGAGUGGGUGGAUGAGUUCGAAAGCUGUUCGGAGAAUGGAGGCGGAAGCGGAGGAGAAGAGAGCCAGUUAUAUCAGUAUUACGCAAAAACUUUUGAGAACACCGGAGAGUUCAUAUCCCAGUGCUGUGUCUCCUGCCGGGAGCAGGAUCCUCACCUUUACGAUGCAGACUUGGCCACUCCCUUGCACUACGCCGCCUGUUGGGGGCACGAGGAGUGUGUACGAAUCCUGCUGGAACACAGUGCUCCCAUCAACGUGGUCAACAGCGAGGGCUAUGCUCCACUUCAUGUGGGAGCCGGUUUCCCAGGGGUCACCAAGCUACUGAUCAAACAUGGAGCUUUGGUAAAUGCCAAAACCCUGAGUGACGGCAAGACCGCACUUCAUGUGGCCAUCGAGAGCAAGUCGCCGGAAUCCGCCCGCUUGCUGCUCCAAACCAAUAUCAAUAUCAAUGACACGGACGACGAGGGUGAGACUCCAUUGAUGACGGCCAUUGCCUGCAGUUUGGUGGAUCUGGCUGAGGAGCUGGUGGAACGAGGAGCCCGUAUCAACAUCCAGGAUAAGGAGAAUCACACGGCUUUGCAGUAUGCGGUGAGGGGUCAUCAUGUCCAGAUGGUCAAGCUGCUUCUGGAGCGCGGAGCCCGCCGACUGGCUUCCCAGCAUCUCUUGCAUGUUGCCGUGGAAUACAACGAUCGGGAGAUAGUGCAACUAUUGCUGCAGUACGGAGAGAGUUUGUCGGUGCGGGACAGCGAUAACUUUACUCCCAUCAUGCUGGCCAUCCAUCUGCAGCGCCCCGAAAUGCUCGAGUAUCUUCUAAGCGUAGCCGAGGAGCAGCGAAAGCUGGGUCUCUACUCGGAUGUCCAGGAUGAGGGUCUGGUUUUAUUCGCCGUGCAGCAGAUCGAUUGUGUCAAAGAGUUCAGCCUAAUCCUGCGUGUAUUGCUCGCCAAACUACCCAGCGCCCGUAAGGACUUGUAUGGCUGCGGUGCUCCCACAAUCGUUUGCGGUUUGAUCUUCUGCCAAACUCCACUGUCGAGGGCCAUAAAUCUCCAUCGCCUGGAACUAGCGGAGUUCCUCAUCCACGAGGGCUGCAAUCUGGCGCAGAUUUGCCGGGAACAUGUGGUUAAUGAGCUGAGAGCCAAUUGCUCGCCUACUAGUCUGGCCUUUGCGAGGUUACUGUGCAACUCUGGCUUCCUGUUCCCGCACAAGCAUCGAGCUCUGCCCAAGGAUUGGCCACCAGUCCGUUUGGAAUUCGAGCGGGAAAUGACUUUGUUUGGCAGCCAACCACGUUCUCUGCAAUCCCUCGCUCGCCUGCAUAUUCGCAGAAGUCUCCUGAAAUCCCUCCGAACGAGUCCAGAGUUACAGCAGAAGUAUCUUCCUACCCGGGAGCGGUCUUCGCUGGGUAGGAUCGUAGAUGAGUUCGACAUACCCGCCACACUGAAGCUCUACCUCAGCGACUUUGCCGAGCUUCCCCUCGUAAGAAAAACGGAACCGGCCCAGUUACCUGUUAUAAGAUGCACAGAGUCUUGGGAUUGAUUGCGCUUUAGGAAUUUAUUCAGAUUAUAUAGGUUUUAUAAAUAUGGUUAUAUGGUAUGUAGCAUAAAGUUUUUGUAUAUUGGCGUCGAGUGUGUAGGAAGAUUGUGUAAAGUAUGUGUUAGGACUUUAUAUUUUCCUUAAUUCUGCAACACCAGAUGGAUCAACACCUUCGUUACACGACUCUGUGAUAUUAAUUUUGUUAGUAUGUAUUACAAAUUUCAAUGGAAAUUCCACACAAUUUCGAACUUUCAAAAGCCUCUUCUGUGUGUACAUCCUUCGGGGCACAAAGUUUUCAUCCCUUGCCUAAUUUACUUGCACAUUUUAUGUUUACUAGGCAUGUUUUCUAGUCUAUUUAGAUGAUUUAUCUGAUGUAUCCACUAGGUUAUUUGACUAAGCCAACGUUAAGAUUACUUUUCCAUAUACAAUCGAUCUCUCACACAAUGCAAACUGAAAAGUAUGCAAUUUUUAAAGUAGGAUUUUACAACGAUAUCGGGUGCAAUUUUAUAGAAAACGUGUUAACAGACUUAAUAAACAAAAUAAAGUUUUAAAAGAAAACA
Messenger RNA from Drosophila suzukii, 2561 nucleotides. Its product is annotated as kinase D-interacting substrate of 220 kDa. The record is from RefSeq and is a predicted model, not a curated record. Gene Ontology annotation, molecular function: protein binding. NCBI's taxonomy places the organism in Eukaryota, Metazoa, Arthropoda, Insecta, Diptera, Drosophilidae.